AUGGCAGCUUAUGAGCAUUCCCUGACCAAAAUACGGACCAAAAUUCGCCUUAUCACUGCCGCCCCAUGGCUAUGGGAUUUGGAUAAUGAUGAAGCGGCCAAUAUCGUGGAGCGAAAACGACGAUGGUCCAGACAAUUAAUCCCCGGACCGGUUCCCCGAAGUAAAAACGUAGUCGAUCAAGUCUCAACUGCCAACGUCGCCAACGAAGCUAGGGGACGGCCUAACAGCAAGAACAACAUUGUUUCCGCAGACGGAGCCGGCUCAAGUAUAACCACGACGGGAAAUGCUCGAGCAGUGCCAAAGAAAUCACCACCCCAUGGAGCCAAUAGUCUUGUGGCUGGCAGAGCCACGUUCACCACGCCCAUGGUGCGUGGGCCACUGGCGUUCUGGUUACGAAGCCUUGCUCGAAAUGCGUGUCCGAUGGUCGAGCGUACAAGGUGUAUGCAGAUGGACAGCAUGGGUGGAAGUAUACGCGCUACAGGUUCCGGCCAUGGCCAUGCGAUGCCGAGCGGCCGUGACCGGUUUCUCGCGUAUCUCAUGAAGGAAGGACGACGAAGAGUAAAGGAGGGGAGACAGGGAAUCCAAACGGCUCAGCUCGGCCCGUCCCGCGGGCCUUACCAAAAUACCGCAUAUUUAAAAAUAUUAAUGUUUAAAUGGGUAUUGAAUUAUGAUGCAUAA
Molecule: messenger RNA, 678 nt
Organism: Eremomyces bilateralis CBS 781.70
Lineage: Eukaryota; Fungi; Ascomycota; Dothideomycetes; Eremomycetales; Eremomycetaceae
Exons: 3
Coding region: 1-678 (225 amino acids)
Source: RefSeq, a predicted model, not a curated record